Geodia barretti is the source of this 1437-nucleotide messenger RNA. Lineage: Eukaryota; Metazoa; Porifera; Demospongiae; Tetractinellida; Geodiidae. The record is from the annotation of a GenBank genome assembly.
AUGUUGGAUACUAUUGUUACUGGCGGGCAGGUUGUGACUCCGCAGGGGGUGCUGGAGGCGGACAUUGCCAUCUGGGAUGGCAGGAUCGCGGCGCUGGCGCAUCCUGGCGUGCUCUCGACUGAAGGGGCGCAGGUCGUCGACGCGUCGGGGUUGAUCGUGCUUCCGGGCGGGAUCGAACCACACACGCACAUCGGCAUUCCGGUGCCUGAGCAGUGGGCCGGUCGGCCGGAGGUGUUCACGCAGCCUCCCGAGGCGGCCACACGGGCCGCGGCGUUCGGCGGGGUCACCACUCUGCUCGACUUCGCGGGGACGCUGCCGGUCACGCCUGACGACCCUGUCUCUCCGGACCCGAUCAUGCGGCAGAUGGAGUCGCGGCAGCAGGCGUUCGCGGGCCACAGCUACAUCGAUUUCGCGUACCACUACAUACUCGCGGGCGCGGUGAGUCCGAAGACCAUCGGUGAGAUCGGAGAGGCGAUCCAGGCCGGUCAGGCCAGCUUCAAGAUCUUCACGACGUUCGGCGGUCGCGUGCCAUACGGUCACCUGCAGGCCAUCUUCGAGGAGGUGUCGAAGAACGAGGGCAUCAUGGCGGUCCACGCAGAGGACGACGACAUGGUGACCUACAUGGAGGAGAAGCUGAAGCGCGAGGGCAGGGACCAGGGUCACAACCUGCACUUGGUGCACAGCAACAUCUCCGAGGACGUCUCGUUCCGCAAGGUGAUCAGGAUGGCGGAGCACGCGGAGGUGGCGAUCUAUUUCGUCCACGUCACGGCCAAGGAGGGUGUGGCGGCUAUCGGCGAGGCCAGGGAGCGGGGUCAGCCGGUGUAUGGCGAGGCACUGCACAACUACCUCGAGUUCACCAGCGACGACUACAAGAAGCCGAACGGCACGAAAAUUCACACGUACCCGGCUAUCAAGUACGCCUCGGAUAGGGACGCGCUUCAGCUUGGGCUGAUGGACGGUCGGGUAUCCACGACGGCUACGGACGAGUACACCACGUACAAGGACGUCAAGUUCUGGGGGCAGACCAUCGAGACGGUGUGCGGAGGUCAUAACGGCAUCGAGACGAGGAUCCCAGUUGCGUUCACGAAGUUCGUUUCGCAGGGCGGCAUGUCGCUGACGCGGUUCGCGGACAUAAUCUCGACCAACGCGGCUAAGAUCCUUGGGCUGUAUCCACGGAAAGGGGUCAUUGCGCCGGGCAGCGACGCCGACCUUGUGUUCAUAGACCCGAACGUUCGCAAGACGCUCACGCUCGACGACCUCCACGCGGACUCCGACUAUAGCAUCUGGGAGGGAUUCGAGUGCGAGGGAUACCCGGUGAAGACGAUGCUGAGGGGCAAGGUGAUCGUGGAGGACGGGAGGCUGGUCGGCAACUCGUCCGACGGCGAAUGGCUGCCGCGCAAGGUGUCGCCUGAGACGCUGGCGCGACCGGUGGUCUAG